Messenger RNA from Drosophila takahashii, 1807 nucleotides. It is a transcript of the gene eIF3d2, whose product is annotated as eukaryotic translation initiation factor 3 subunit d2. Gene Ontology annotation, cellular component: eukaryotic translation initiation factor 3 complex; cytoplasm. Gene Ontology annotation, molecular function: translation initiation factor activity. The record is from RefSeq and is a predicted model, not a curated record. Gene Ontology annotation, biological process: translational initiation. NCBI's taxonomy places the organism in Eukaryota, Metazoa, Arthropoda, Insecta, Diptera, Drosophilidae.
UUCUUUACUUUUUUUUGGGUUUAUAAAUCCUAUUCGGUGAGUCAUGUCCAACUACGCGCCGUUCAUCAAGCCCUAUGUGCAGUACAACGAACACGGCUGGGGUCCUUGUGAGGUGCCCGAUCUGGAUGUGCCCUACCAGCCGUUCUGCAAGAGUGAUCGCCUGGGCAAGAUCUGCGACUGGACGGUGUCGCUGCCGGAGAAAAAGUUCCCCAAUAAGUACGCCUCGUCCUUUGGCAACAACAGCCAGUAUGCGUACUUCCACGAGGACGACGAUUCCACCUUCCAUUUGGUGGAUAACACCGGAUCGAAGGGUUUUAGGCCCCAUCAGCGGGGUCGCUACCGUCCCAAUAUUCGCAACAAUGUGCGGGUCAGGGGUCGCACUGGGCGGGGCAGCACCCUUGUGGGCAUGGCCGGUGGACCCUCGGCCGGGGGCGGGAUGAGCAACAGCACCAAGUAUGGAAAGUCGGGACGCGAUACGCGCCGCAAUGUGGGUCGUCGAUUCGCCCGCAAUGCGCCCACCAGACUUCGCGAGAGCUCCGUUAUGGUCCGCUCCAAUUGGGUAUCCAUCGAGGAGAUUGACUUUCCACGCCUCCUCAAGCUCGCCCUGCCCAAUAUCAAGGAGGGCCAGGACAUCGCCACCUGCGGCUCCCUGGAAUACUAUGACAAGCUCUACGAUCGGGUUAAUCUGCGCAAUGAGAGACCCCUACUUAAGAUGGAUCGCGUUGUGCACACGGUGACGACCACCGAUGACCCGGUCAUCCGUCGUCUGGCCAAAACCAUGGGCAAUGUCUUUGUCACCGACGAGAUCCUGGCCACCAUCAUGUGCUGCACUCGAUCCAACUACUCCUGGGAUGUGGUCAUCGAGAAGCUGGGCACCAAGGUCUUCUUGGACAAAAGGGAUAACACUCAGUUCGAUUUGCUGACCGUCAACGAGACUUCGCUGGAGCCGCCAAUGGAUGAGGAGGGCUCCAUCAACUCGGCCCACAGCUUGGCCAUGGAGGCCACGCUCAUCAACCAUAACUUCAGUCAGCAGGUACUUCGCAUUGGCGACCAGGAGCCGCGCUUCAAGUUCGAGGAGCCCAAUCCCUUCGAGGAGUCGGGCGUGGACCUGGCCUCCAUGGGCUACCGCUACCGUCAGUGGGAUCUGGGCAACGACCUAGUGCUGAUUGCCCGCUGCAAACACAACGGCGUGAUCCAGGGCCCCAACGGGGAGCUGCAGUUCCUCUCGAUCAGGGCGCUCAACGAAUGGGACUCCAAGGUGACCAAUAGUGUGGAGUGGCGCCAGAAGCUGGACACCCAGCGCGGUGCUGUCUUGGCCUCGGAGCUACGCAACAACGCCUGUAAGCUGGCUCGCUGGACCGUGGAGGCUGUGCUGGCUGGCUCCGAUCAGCUCAAACUGGGCUAUGUGUCCCGGGUGAAUCCGCGUGAUCACCUCCGCCACGUGAUCCUGGGCACUCAGCAAUUCAAGCCGCAGGAAUUCGCCACACAAAUCAACCUGAACAUGGACAACGCCUGGGGCAUACUGCGCUGCCUCAUCGACAUUGUGAUGAAGCAGCCAGAUGGCAAGUAUCUGAUCAUGAAGGAUCCCAACAAGCCGAUGGUACGGCUGUACGAUAUUCCGGAAAACGCGUUCGACUCCGACGGCGACGAGGAUGAGGACUCCAGCGAGCCCUUUGCCAACUCCAUCGACAACUAAUGUUUGCACAAAUUCAUUUAACUAAUAGUUGUUCGAAUAAAGGCAUUCGUUGACAGACGGGCGACACAUGCUGAACUGACAGAUGCGCUGCGAACACAAAUGCAAUUUAAA